Trypanosoma cruzi is the source of this 1089-nucleotide messenger RNA. RefSeq lists its product as uncharacterized. The record is from RefSeq and is a predicted model, not a curated record. Bases 1 to 1089 code for a protein of 362 amino acids. The transcript has a single exon. Lineage: Eukaryota; Euglenozoa; Kinetoplastea; Trypanosomatida; Trypanosomatidae.
AUGCUGCCACGACGGAAAAAUGCCGUCGUUGUCAUGCAUGAAACCGACUGGACAGCAAUCACUUUUCGUCGGCGUUCAUGCACGUUGCCGACCGCACGCUGGUUGCCUUGGGUGCGGACGGCCGUGCAUGUGCUGCGGCAAUGCCAUUUGCUGUGUCACUUGUGGCCACAUGGGCUACCGAGCACAGCCCGAGAAUCAGUGCCGACAGGAGCGGGGCCGCUCUGUUCUGCAUCGUUUCACGCUGACGGUCUGACGAGGAUACGGCCGACCAUCGCCUGGGCGGUGGGAAGCCACGCGUCAAGUCCCACCCUGUGCGCCUGCUCGGCGAUGCGAUUGAUCGAUUUCUCAAUUUUGGUUUGCACGUCACCGCCGCUGCACAGCAGUUCGUGCCCCUUUGCUGUCGACCGUGGCUGGGCGCAGGAGCUGGGGCGCCGCAGCAGCACCAUGCGGUCCUUUCUCGUUGGGUGCGUUCACAGUGCGUUGCACCACGGUAUCGAGGCAACUGCUCCGUGUCCAGCCCUCACUCAUCUCCACAGCCUGGAAGUGCGGCACCGCGACAGCUGCACGGCAUCUCUUGGCCCACGCGCAUCAAAGAAGGAUACUUCUGCCCACCUGGCAGCCAAUCUAGCACCGCUGCGGAGGAUUGUUGGGUUCCUCGAACCCACACAGCACGAACGCCUCACAUUUCUUUGGUAUAUUGAGGAAGAGCGUGGCGCAAUCUGCUCGGAAACCAUGCCUUAUUCAAUACAUGGGAAUGCAGUGACGAGUAUUCCGCUGCCGAGAGAUGCUGUACUUGACGGAAUGCGACGCGUCUGUAGCCACAUGGGGAUCUUCCCGCACCACACCCACGCCCCUCAUGCUGAGCAGCGAAUUUUCGUCUGCGACACUGUGAGCUGCGACGGGGUGGGCGUUCUCCAGCCACGGCACGCCCAAGACGCCCCGGAUGGCUCGUCGUCUCUCGCUCAGCAUGCAUCUGGAUCCGCUGCAAUGCCACUUGACUCCCCGGACAGCCGAGCUGCCUGUGGGGCAUCACCGCACAGCUGCUGGCAGCCUUGCAUGCUCCUGCCGAGCGGAGCGUCCUGCCACUGA